GGAAAUGUCGGAGCGGAGUGUGUACUCUACCGUACACACACAAACUUACACAUAAACACUGUUCAUAUGCGCUGAAGUCGUUGUUUACUACCUGUUAGCUCAAGAGCUUUACCAUGAGCCGUCCGUCCUCGGCUGGUGGAGCGGCGGGGGGACUCGGAGCCGGUAAAGUAGGAGGAAAUAAACACGGAGGCUCGGCGGCAGCAGCGGUAGGAGGAGGAGCGGCGGCGGCAGCAGCAGGCGUAGUUACGGGCUCGGUAGCCGGUUCGGUUCCCGCAGUGGCCGCCGUGGCUUUACCGCACUCGGCGUUAGCCGGCCAGUCUGCCGAGCUCACUGCGCUGUUCGAGUGCCCGGUCUGCUUCGACUACGUGCUUCCACCUAUUCUACAGUGCCAGGCUGGGCACCUAGUGUGUAACCAAUGUCGCCAGAAGCUAAGCUGCUGCCCGACCUGUCGCGGCCCGCUCACCCCGAGCAUCAGGAACUUGGCCAUGGAGAAAGUGGCGUCCACACUGCCCUUUCCUUGCAAGUAUGCCUCGGGGGGUUGCCUGUUAUCGCUGCACCACAGUGAAAAGCCAGAGCACGAGGAGAUCUGCGAGUUUCGCCCGUACACCUGCCCCUGUCCUGGUGCCUCCUGCAAAUGGCAGGGCUCACUGGAGGCAGUCAUGCCCCACCUCAUGCACGCCCACAAAUCCAUCACCACGCUGCAGGGUGAAGACAUCGUCUUCCUGGCCACGGACAUCAACCUGCCCGGUGCCGUGGACUGGGUCAUGAUGCAGUCUUGCUUCGGCCACCACUUCAUGCUGGUGCUGGAGAAACAAGAGAAGUACGAAGGCCACCAGCAGUUCUUCGCCAUCGUGCUUCUCAUAGGUACUCGCAAGCAAGCCGAAAACUUCGCCUACCGCCUCGAGCUGAACGGCAACCGCAGACGGUUGACGUGGGAAGCCACGCCGCGAUCGAUUCACGACGGGGUGGCCGCAGCGAUCAUGAACAGUGACUGUCUUGUCUUUGACACCUCCAUUGCCCAUCUUUUUGCAGACAAUGGCAACUUGGGUAUCAAUGUUACCAUUUCCAUGUGUUGAAGUGGGUUGAGUUGAAGAGGUAAUUUUCCAGGUUUUGAAUCCUGGAUGACAUUUGUACCUCAUUGAAUGGAGGGUCGGGGAAUGACAGGUGAGAUGCAUUUGUGUGUCUUCAAUUCAGGUUCCCUCACAUGGAAGCACCUCUAGGGUCAUGUGCUAUAUGAAUCAGAGAGAUGUUCAUUCCUGAGACCCAUGAUUGUUGGCCUGGCACAAGCACAGCUGAGAUUUAAUCUUAGCUUGUUCAAGAAAAUAAAGCCUCAGCUCAGCUCUCUGCCCUGGUUUAAUGAGUAGGGCAAUGAACAAAACCCUGCAUAGACUGGAAUUCAUGCCCAAGCCGCUCAAGUCAAGGUCCAGCAGCAGUGGAGCUACAAGAAGCUACAAGAUUGCUAACCAACUGGUAGGGUAUGCCUCGCAGAUGUACAAUUUAGGUGGUAUCAGGGCCUGAAGCAGUCGUAGAAUGGCUUGUGAAAUUCAUUUGCACUGAAAAUCAUGUCUAUGUGAAAAGACUCAGAUGUUUAAUUCUAAAAUGUACUCAUAGGAUGUGGCUCAGACUAACAAGCUAACGGUGUAAAUGGUGAAAAUAAACAUUUUUGGCAAGAUGACUGCAUGCCUCGCCACUAUGUCCGUCAGGCUAAAAGCAUGACCGCGCUUUCUUAAAAGUAAUUUAUAGAACCCUCGUUGUACCACAGUACACAUACAGAAACCUUGCGUGGUAUGAACAAACUCUGUGAAUAAUAAAGUACCCCAUAACUGCUAAUGUUAAACUAUUAAAAAUGUUUGUUUGUUUAUAUCGUGAUAUAUAUAUUGUUUAUGCCCGAUUACAUCAUGCUUCCUCUCCACCAAUGCCGAUCCCUGCUCUGAUUGAGGAAAACGAAGCUAACCCACGCCCCCUCCGACACGUGGGCAGCAGCCGUAUGCAUCUUGUCACCCACACUUUGACGAGUGCAGUGCAGCUCAGCACUGUGUACAGAGAGACACACCCUGACAGCACUCUUUUCCCAUCUCUGUGCAGGCGCCUCAUCUCUGUCAGCCAGCAAAGGUCGUAAUUGCAUUAGUUAUGUGAGAGUCCCUAUCCGGCUUUUUAAAAUCCCACCCCUAUCUGAACAACAGGCCAAUCAUUAAACUGUUCAGCCCAGCCGGCAGGCAGAGCUGAGAUCCGAUACGAUGUAUUCGAGAUCCCAGCUCUGGUUCUAGCAUUUUUCUGUUUUUACCGCUGCACCACCCG
Messenger RNA from Trichomycterus rosablanca, 2298 nucleotides. RefSeq names its product seven in absentia homolog 2 (Drosophila)-like (gene siah2l). Lineage: Eukaryota; Metazoa; Chordata; Actinopteri; Siluriformes; Trichomycteridae. The coding region runs from base 114 to 1076 and encodes 320 amino acids. Gene Ontology annotation, biological process: multicellular organism development; proteasome-mediated ubiquitin-dependent protein catabolic process. Gene Ontology annotation, molecular function: ubiquitin conjugating enzyme binding; ubiquitin protein ligase activity; zinc ion binding. The transcript is spliced from 2 exons. Gene Ontology annotation, cellular component: cytoplasm. The record is from RefSeq and is a predicted model, not a curated record.